Molecule: messenger RNA, 1852 nt
Organism: Mangifera indica (mango)
Lineage: Eukaryota; Viridiplantae; Streptophyta; Magnoliopsida; Sapindales; Anacardiaceae
Product: pentatricopeptide repeat-containing protein At3g22670, mitochondrial
Exons: 1
Coding region: 35-1675 (546 amino acids)
Molecular function (GO): protein binding
Source: RefSeq, a predicted model, not a curated record
AGUAAUCGAACUCCAGUUUUUCUAUCAACCAACAAUGCUACCAAGACGCAAAAUCUUCGACUUCUUGUUACUUUCACAUUCACAAAACAAGCCCCGAAUCAAUCCUUUUCGUUACUCAUUAUGCAAUCCUUUAUGUACCUUGAAUGAGUCUCCCAAUACCACCGAGUCGCCGGAGCUGCCCACUUGGCUCAGAUCCCAUGACAUCGAAAACCCAGAUGAGGAUUUUGUAAUCCCUUCACUUGCCAGUUGGGUUGAGAAUCACAAACUUAAUGAUCAAAAUGGGAUUGUUUCUCAUGUUUUCAGUGAGAAAACAGACACUGAUGUUGAUAAAAUCAGCAAAAUCCUCAAGAAUAACUACCCAUCGCCUGACAGAGUAGUUGAGACUCUGAAUCUGUCUUGUUUCAGUGUAUCAAACAGUUUGGUUGAGCAGGUUUUGAAGAGAUUUAGCAGUAACUGGAUUCCAGCUUUUGGGUUGUUCACUUGGGCAAAAAUACAAACAGGUUAUAAGCACACACCAGAAAUAUAUAACACCAUGGUUGAUAUUUUAGGAAAAACUAAGCAGUUUAGUCUUAUGUGGGAGGUUGUUAAAGAAAUGGAUGAGUUGAAUGAGGGGUACAUUACAUUGGAUACAAUGAGUAAGGUUAUGAGGAGGCUGGCUAGACGAGGUAAGCAUGAGGAGGCUAUUGAAGCAUUUAGAGCAUUUGAAAGGUAUGGUCUGAAGAAAGAAACAAAGGCAAUGAACAUUCUAAUGGAUGCAUUGGCUAAAGAGAAUAAUGUUGAGCAUGCUUAUAAAGUGUUUCUUGAGUUUAAGGGCUGUAUACCUUUGGAUUCUUAUACUUUCAAUGUUUUGAUACAUGGGUGGUGCAAAGCUAGGAAAUUAGAGGAUGCUGAGAGAACCAUGGAUGAGAUGCAGAAACAUGGUUUUGUCCCAAAUGUGGUUUCUUAUACUUGUUUCCUUGAGCAUUACUGUCGUGAAAAGGAUUUUCGUAAAGCUGAAGAUAUUUUGAAACAGAUGCAAGAAAGGGGUUGCAAGCCAAGUGCUGUGACCUAUACUAUUUUUGUGCAUGCUUUAGGGAAAGCUAGGCAGAUAAAUGAAGCAUUGGGGGUUUAUGAAAAGAUGAAGAAUGAUGGUUGUUUACUUGAUGCUUCAUUUUAUAGUUCAUUGAUCUUUUGUUUGAGUAAGGCUGGCAUGCUUAAGACUGCUAAUGAGAUUUUUGAGGACAUGAAAAAGCAGGGUGUUAUGCCUGAUGUUCUGACUUUUAACACGAUGAUUUCUUCUGCUUGUGAGCAUUUACAAGAGGAGAAAGCAUUUGAAUUGCUUCGAAAGAUGGAGGAGGAUUCGUGUAAGCCUAAUCUUGAGACUUAUGCACCUUUAUUGAAGAUGUGCUGUAGGAAGAAGAGAAUGAAAGUGCUCAACAUUUUGUUGCAACACAUGUUUAAGAAUGAUAUCAGUAUUGAUCUGGGAACUUAUGCUCUUUUGGUGAGGGGACUUUGUAAGAGUGGGAAACUUGAAGACGCUUGCUUAUUCUUCAAAGAAAUGGUGUCGAAGGGAAUGGUUCCCAUGAGCAGCACAUACAAGAUGCUGGUGGAGGAACUGGAAAAGAAAAACUUGGCUCAUGCCAAGGGAAAAAUAGAGAAGUUGAUGUCACAGGCUAGAGAAGAAGAAAGUGUCUGAUUGUUUUUUCUCUUUUUCAUUCUGUUAUCAGUGUUUUCCAUGCUUUAAAUUUGUAUGAAUUUCUGUGACAAAUAGGUUGUUAAGUCAUUAUUUGUAACAAAGUAACUUGAGGACAACAGGCAAUCACAAAGCUUGAAAUACCUUAUAAAUGAUGAUGGUCAAUACAUUUGCCAAAAA